Molecule: messenger RNA, 2452 nt
Organism: Gadus chalcogrammus (walleye pollock)
Lineage: Eukaryota; Metazoa; Chordata; Actinopteri; Gadiformes; Gadidae
Product: secretory phospholipase A2 receptor-like
Exons: 8
Coding region: 19-1251 (410 amino acids)
Cellular component (GO): plasma membrane; signaling receptor complex
Molecular function (GO): signaling receptor activity
Source: RefSeq, a predicted model, not a curated record
GAUUGGCUGAGCACGGCGAUGGCAGCCGGUGAGCCCCUGUGUACCGUGCUCUCCAACCACCACAACCUGCACCUGGCGGGGAAGUGGUACGACGACAAGUGCUCCGAGACGGGCUACGGCUACAUCUGUCAGAAGCCCCAGGACCCGUCCAAACCACCGACCCACACGUACCACCACCCCGCCCCGGACAACGUGGACUACAAGAGCCGCAACUACAAGGUGUUGCCGGGCAACAUGAGCUGGUACCAGGCGCAGCAGGCCUGCGUGGACGUGGGCUCGGAGCUGGCCAGCAUCACGGACGCCUACCACCAGGCCUUCCUCACCGUGCUGGUCAACCGGCUGGCCGCGCCCCACUGGAUCGGCCUGUACAGCCAGGACGACGGCCAGAACUACCAUUGGUCGGACGGCAGCGACACGGUGUACGCCCACUGGGACGUCAGCGAGGACGAGGAGGACUUUGUGACGGGGGAGUGUGUGUACCUGGACGUGAGCGGGGGCUGGAGGCGGGCCGACUGCGAGAGGCCGCUACCGGGGGCACUGUGCCACGUCCCCCCGCCAAGAAGCAAUGCCUUCACCAUCUACGAGGUGGUUUGUCCCCCUACGUGGGUGAAGUUUGGAAACGGCUGUUAUAACUUUGAGCCUGCGGUCGAAAGACUAACCCUGGAGAAAGCCAGAGACCACUGCAGGCAGAAAGUCAACACGUCAGAUGUCCUCAGCAUCCAGAGUGAGGCGGAGAACCGCUUUGUGCUGGAGCAGCUGUGGUCGUCCGGGUUCCCCCACCAGACGCUGUGGCUGAGCAUGUUCUUCAACCCCGACACGAAAGGGCUGGCCUGGCUGGAUGGCUCCCCUCUCAACUUCACCAACUGGCACUUCCACGCCCCGGAGCGCAGCUCUCUGUCCGCAGACAGCUGCCUGUCUGUCAGGGUGCAGGACGGCACGUGGCACCUGUCUGCCUGCACCCAGCGCCUGGGCUUCGUCUGCAAGACACGGCCCGAAACCAUAACUGAGGUGGAAGUGGAACCACUAAACGGCCUCCAUCGGGGGGUCAUCCCCGCCGCCGUCCUGGUGGCCGUGCUGAUCUUCUGCUUGGCGGCCGGGAUCCUUUGGCUCCUGUACCGGAGGAGCAACUCGCGCUUCGGCCGGCUCCCCCCGCUGGUGGGGGGGGCGUACUACAGACAGACCGACUCCCAGGGCACCGAGUCGGACGGCAACGUGCUCAUCACAGACCUGGAGGGUCCUGGCGGGGACUAGCGUUCACACGCCGCUGGCGGCGGCUCCGGAGGGACACAUGAGAGGCUCAUCUCGCUCUGUGUCCUGUCUCUGCGUGUGUCUCUCUGUCUCUCUCUCCCUCUUUCUAUGUCUCUCUCCCUCUGUCUAUGUCUCUCUUCCUCUGUUUUUCUGUGUGUGUGUGUGUCUGUGUGUGUCUCUCUUUCGCUCUCUCUCUAUUUGUGACGACCUCUCGGUCACCUUCUAUCUUUAGCUGUGUAUGUGCUUGUGUGUCUGUGCCCACGUCUGUCUGUGCCCAUGCAUGUCUGUACCUGUGUGUGUGUGUGUGUGUGUGUGUUUGAGCCUGUGUGCAUUUGCCUGUGUGUGUGUGUGUGUGUGUGUGUGUGUGUGUGUGUGUGUGUGUGUGUGUGUGUGUUUGUUUUGAGUUUUGCCAGUUCACUUUGAGUCAACAAUGUCACACUAUGACAUUCCCAAGCUGCCGUUGUCAUUGGUCAUGAUUCGGGUCACAUGAUAGCAGCCAUUCAGUAUUUUUCCUCGGGAACUUCACUGUCUUACUGAAGAAAGGAAAGAGAGAACAAGUGAUUCAAAUAUGAAUCUGUCAGCAUGAUUCGAUUUCCUGUGAUGAAGUUAAAGGGACUGAACGAUGAACUAUGAUUGAAACUACAAUUUGAAAAAGGUGCACAAAUAAGAAUACGUUAAGAUAUGCAAGGUCAGGCGAGCGGUGAGCUAAUAAAAACAAAACAUUGAAUCAGGGACAUGUUUAUGAGGAGAUGCACUUAAUAGCAUGUCAGACCGGUUUUAUAUUAAUGAAGGAUGGGACACUUUAAGGUACCAUAGUACCAUUUUCAAGAUCAGAAGCCACUGCCUUUUCUGGUCUCCAGUCGAAGUUUUUGAAAGCAUCUUUAUAGGGGAAGUGUAUUUAGGAAAUCUAGCCGGAAAUUCCAGGUGUGUGUCUCUGUGUGGACACGUUUGUUGUAUGACGUGAUGGUCAUACAGUCUCAGUAUUAGGACUCCCUGUGUGGUGGUGCUUUGGUAUAUUUCUAAGGAAACGUUUUCAAUGUCCGAGUUGGUUCUCUUGUAUUUUCUAUUUUAUUAGGAGAACUCACAAGGCAUCAUUGAUCACUAUAAACGCUUUGAUGUGUUUUUGCACAGAUGUUUUUUGUAAUAAUAAAUGUGGGAAUUAAUAAAUGAAAAGUUUGAAGAUGAUUUCUCACAGUGUGUCGUG